AAGAUGUGGUGCCUCCUCGUGCUGCUCUGCUCCCAGGGAAUUGCCUUUUCAGCAGGAUUCACAGCAGCCUCCACUGCAGGUGUUGACACAAGCCGCUGCAAGAGGAGUCGCAACCCGGAAUGCUUCAUGAAUGUUAGUGAAAUUAUCAGGUAUCAUGGAUACCCCAGCGAGGAAUAUGAAGUUACAACAGAGGAUGGAUACAUUCUUGGUGUUUACAGAAUUCCUGCUGGGAGGAAUUCCACACGGAAUACAGGGCAAAGGCCUGCAGUGUUCCUGCAACAUGCUUUUCUAGGAGAUGCUACUCAUUGGAUUUCCAACCUGCCCAACAACAGCUUGGGCUUCGUGCUUGCAGAUGCUGGCUAUGAUGUCUGGUUGGGAAACAGCAGAGGGAACACCUGGUCUUUAAAACACAAGACCCUUAAGCCCUGCCAGAAGGAGUUCUGGCAGUUCAGCUUCAAUGAAAUGGGUAAAUAUGAUAUUCCAGCAGAGCUGAACUUCAUCAUGAAUAAAACUGGACAGAAGGAUGUUUACUAUAUUGGUCACUCUGAAGGGUCAACUGCAGGCUUCAUAGCAUUCUAUAUGUACCCUGAGCUGGCUAAACGGGUGAAAGUGUUCUUUGCUCUGGGCCCAGUAACUGCAUGCCCACAUGCUACAAGCCCUCUGAUUAAGAUAAUAAAUCUUCCUGAACCACUGCUCAGGUUAAUAUUUGGCUGCAAAGGAGCUGCCCACCAGAUCGAGUUUCUGAAAGGACCCGUGACACAGCUCUGUACAAGCCUGGAUAAGUUCUGUGCCCAUGUUCUCUGUUACAUAGCUGGAGGCAGUGUAAAAAAUAUCAACACGAGUCGAGUAGAUACGUACGUAGGACAUUCCCCAGCUGGGACAUCGGUACACAACAUUUUUCACUGGCGACAGCUAGCACAUACAGACCGGUUUCAAGCUUAUGACUAUGGCUCAAAGGAAAACAUGAAGAAAUACAACCAGACUGCUCCUCCUGAGUACAAGAUAGAGGAGAUAAAGACACCAACUGCUGUUUGGAGUGGAGGACAGGACACGUUUGCAGACCCAACAGACAUGGCAAGGCUUCUUCCUCGGAUCACUAAUCUCAUUUACCAUGAGCAUUUUCCUGCAUGGGGACAUCUUGAUUUCAUCUGGGGCCUUGAUGCAGCUGAGAAAAUGUAUCUGAAAAUCAUUGAAUUAUUAAGAAAAUAUUUUUGAAACCAUGAGCAGAGUCUUGAUUAUAACCUCCAAAAUUUCUAUUUGGCAAUAAGGGUGGUAUCUGGGGAACAGGUAAUCAC
Messenger RNA from Agelaius phoeniceus (red-winged blackbird), 1295 nucleotides. Its product is annotated as lysosomal acid lipase/cholesteryl ester hydrolase-like. Gene Ontology annotation, biological process: lipid metabolic process. The record is from RefSeq and is a predicted model, not a curated record. NCBI's taxonomy places the organism in Eukaryota, Metazoa, Chordata, Aves, Passeriformes, Icteridae. Gene Ontology annotation, molecular function: hydrolase activity, acting on ester bonds.